GUUCCUUUGGAUAUUAGAAUGAGUGCUCUUGAAAGUAUAAAAGAAAAAGCCUUUUUCUCCAACACGAAAAGAAAAUUAGAUGAUGAUCAAAGUGAUGAAGAUUUUUAUAAUGACGAAAUUGAUGAAAACAAAAUUGCUCAAUGUCAUAAUGCUUUAAUUCGAUUAUUUGUAUGCUGUGGCAUUCCUUUUCACAUAGUUGAUCAUCCAUUUUUCAAAGAUUUUGUAAAAACUUUAUAA
Molecule: messenger RNA, 237 nt
Organism: Racocetra fulgida
Lineage: Eukaryota; Fungi; Glomeromycota; Glomeromycetes; Diversisporales; Gigasporaceae
Source: the annotation of a GenBank genome assembly